Notothenia coriiceps (black rockcod) is the source of this 9343-nucleotide messenger RNA. RefSeq names its product WNK lysine deficient protein kinase 2 (gene wnk2). Gene Ontology annotation, molecular function: ATP binding; protein serine/threonine kinase activity. Gene Ontology annotation, biological process: protein phosphorylation. The coding region runs from base 734 to 7333 and encodes 2199 amino acids. The transcript is spliced from 27 exons. The record is from RefSeq and is a predicted model, not a curated record. NCBI's taxonomy places the organism in Eukaryota, Metazoa, Chordata, Actinopteri, Perciformes, Nototheniidae.
GAUUAAAUACAGGAAGACAGCAGUCAUAUAAACUGCACGACAGAUGAGCAGAUUUAUUUGACCUGAGGGAAACUAUGCCGCAGUGAGACAUCUCUGAUAAUCGCUUCUAUCAAGCACUCCCCGGGACUGUAAGGAGAGUAAGGAGGAUAGUUAAAGGAGCGACGGAAAGAAGCUGAGGUCGCACUUCUCGGAACUCAUUUUCACCCUGAACACCAUGCUAUUCAUUUGCAUCAAACGCUGGAUGACUGUUUACAGGGGAUGACAGCUGCGCUCUUGGUCUUCCCGUGAUGUGACUUUGCAGGGAUUAGUGAGCGAAACAGCCUAAACAUCCUCUGUUCACACAGGCCAGCGGUUUGUCUGCGGAACAAAUCACAUUAUAUAGUUUGCGCUGGAGCAGACCUUAUGCAAUGUGGAGGGAACUGUGUUCGUGAGCUCAUAUAUGUUGACCUGGUAAUCACAUUAGGUUUAACUUGAAUAGCUCCGUGCUGUAUUGCAGCAAGGUGGACCGGGGCGUGAGGUGGCAAUGCGCGCAUCCUCCGAGCUGGACAUUUUGUGGGGGUGUUAUGUUUCCUAAACACAUUUGAAGCAUAAGGCCAUACAUCCAUCCUGAGCUGGCGAACUGCGUCACUGCAUGCGAGUGUUGCAGGUAGGCAGUAAACUCUCUCACCGCCGGGAGAGGAGCAUCAUCCUCUCUGCACUAUGUCUACGAUAAGCGCUUAACAGAGCAGCAGGGAUGGAUUCGGCGGAUCAUUCCAGUAACGAUCCGCCACUGGGAUCCACAUUUUCCUCAGCACCCAAUUUAGAUUCGGACAUUAAUGCAAACGGCAGUAGGGCUAUAUAUCAGAAUGGGACGGACCACAAUGUCAACAACAUCCAAAUGGCAGCCCUGCGAGGAGCCAGUGACCCCAGCGCAUACCCCUCCACAGACUAUCGCGCGCUGGUCCGCCAGAGGUUCAUCCGGCGGAGUUUGUGGUUGUCAGACUCCGAGGAGCAGCAGCCGGUGGACACGCCGGAGCCUGUCAACAGCAGCCCGGUGCUGAACAUUGACCUGAGGACCAUCGUUGAUAGGACUCGAACCCGGGUUCUGCAAGGAACCCACCUGGGCCUCCAGGAGACGUCCAGCACGGAGAGCCAGGUGGGGAAGAAGGACAACCCCUCAGAGAGUGCAGAUGAGGAGAAGAGACACCGGAGCGAAGCCGAGCCAAAGGUAGAGGUGGCGCCUUCGGACGUUUCAGGUAAAGCCGGAAGUGACGAGAACGAAGAGGAGCCAGGGAUGAAGGCUGUGUCCACUUCACCUGGAGGGCGCUUUCUCAAGUUUGACAUUGAGCUGGGGAGAGGGUCCUUCAAGACUGUCUAUAAAGGUCUUGACACCGACACCUGGGUCGAAGUGGCAUGGUGUGAACUCCAGGAACGGAAACUAUCAAAAGUCGAGAGACAGAGGUUCAAAGAGGAGGCAGAGAUGUUAAAGGCUCUCCAGCAUCCCAACAUCGUGCGAUUUUAUGACUUCUGGGAAUCACCGGUUAAAGGGAAAAAAUGUAUCGUUCUGGUGACAGAGCUGAUGACCUCAGGGACACUUAAAACGUAUCUGAAGCGCUUUAAGGUGAUGAAGCCUAAAGUUCUUAGGAGCUGGUGCAGGCAGAUUCUCAAAGGCCUCCACUUCCUCCACACAAGGACCCCUCCAAUCAUCCACAGAGAUCUGAAGUGUGACAACAUCUUCAUCACUGGUCCUACAGGCUCUGUCAAAAUAGGCGAUCUGGGCCUAGCGACACUGAAAAGGGCCUCUUUUGCUAAAAGUGUUAUCGGCACUCCUGAGUUCAUGGCCCCAGAGAUGUAUGAGGAGCACUAUGAUGAGUCUGUGGACGUCUACGCCUUUGGGAUGUGUAUGCUGGAGAUGGCCACCUCAGAAUAUCCCUACUCUGAGUGUCAAAAUGCUGCUCAGAUCUACCGAAAAGUCACCAGUGGGGUGAAACCUGCUAGCUACAUCAAAGUCAGUGACCCAGAAAUCAAGGAAAUAAUCGGAGAAUGUAUCUGCCACAGAUGGGAAGAAAGGUACUCCAUCAAGGACCUCCUGAAUCAUGCCUUUUUUGCAGAGGAUACAGGCGUGAGGGUAGAGCUUAAUGAAGACGAUGAUGGCAAGAAAGCAUCCAUUGCCUUGAAGCUGUGGGUUGAGGAUACAAAAAAGCUGAAGGGGAAGUACAAGGAAACUGGUGCCAUCGAGUUUUCCUUUGACUUGGAUAAUGAGGUCCCAGAGGUUGUUGCCCAAGAAAUGGUGGAAUCAGGUUUUUUUCUGGACUGUGAUGUAAAGAUAGUUGGGAAGUCCAUCCGGGACCGCGUGGCUUUCAUUAAAUGGAAAAGGGAGCGGAUUGUCUCUCCAGCUGUGAAGAAGCCGCAGCCGAACCUCCUGAAGGUGCUCGGACCCGCCGUGCCACAGGCAGCCACAUUAGCUACAACAGAUGGUGAGGAACAGGAGGUGGAACAGCAGACUCUGGUCUGCACCGUGCCAGCCACCACGUCUACCACAUCUGACAGCGGAGUGGGCCCUGCCAUGCAAUUAGAUGAUCUAAAUAAUCAGCAGAGUAUCUUCAACCAAUCGCUUCCAGAGCCUAUCUCCACAGCUCAGAUGAUCUACAGUCCUCCUGCUCUGGUUGAGCCUCAACACCAGGGGCCAUACCAGCAACCCACAGCACAGGCCUCUCAAGAAAGCUACACACAAACAUCCUCUCAAUUACACCAGGGGGCCUACCAGCAAACCACAGAUCAGCUGCAUUCUGGGGCCUAUCAUCAACCUGCAUCACAACUGCACCAGGGGCCUUAUCAGUCUCAAACCUGCAAACUUCAACAAGCUGCUGUCCUGCCCCAGUUUUCCUCACCAUAUCCUGUUCAAAUAGGGUGCCUCAAGCCCUCAUCCUUCCCCCUUACUCCUCUGCCAUGUGCCUACAGCAGCAGUGGCCAUCUUAUGUCUAGCUCCCACUACUCACCCUUACUCCACCAACCCUCCCUUACUCUGACCUCUCACUCUGCCCUGUCCUCUCUCGGGUCCCCUCAGACCCCUCUGUCCACACCUCAGCACAUGCCUAACUUUGCACUCCCUAUUCCACUUUUAGCUAUGUACAUGUCCUCCGCAAUGCCUCAGCAGCAGGGCGGCCCUCUGACAUCUCAGACAAACUUUAGCUUCCAUACCACCCAUUCAUUACCUCUCUCCCAGGUACAACCUAUCCCAUACCCUGCCCCCUACCCUGAGCAGGAAUUGGCUCAGCCGCCUGUUCAGAUGAUUCCACCACAAGGUAGUGUUGCCCUGAUCCACCCUGGGUUGCCUGCUGUACAGACUCCUCUCUGGGAAAGUGGAGUAGAUGCAGAAAUGUCUACAGCUGUCCAAGACUUAACAAGUGCUCCUACAGUUUCAACUGCAGCCUCAAUCUUAGGUCCAGCUCUAGUUGAAACGCAGUCCCAAACACAAACACCAGCUCUGGUCGCAGCACAAACCCAACAGCUUUCAGCAUCAGAUCGAGCUGAAGUCAUGCCUCAAACUUUGGAUCCAACCUUUGUUAAUGACCCACUGUCAGUCCCAAUACAAGUUCCGACGGCAGUGCAAACGAUAGCCCCAGUUCAAGCACCAAUUGCUGCGUCAGAUCUCCCUUUUGAAUCACCAAAAAACUUAUCGAAAAGCUUAGCCCCAGCCCCUGUUGCAGCUUCUGUCCCAGCUGCAGUUCUGCAGCCUGCUGGCAUCCAGACAGCAGGCUCAGUGUCUGAGAGUGCCAGCGUGGCCACAACUCAGCAAAACUUUGAGUCCACCUCUGCAUCCGGCACCCUUCAACAAGAGUCCUGUCUAGAGGAUGCGCUUCAAGACAAACCCAUAGGUUUACCAAAUUAUGCCUAUGACAGUUUUAACUCUGAUGUGGCAUCUGGUAAGGAAACAAGUGAUGGCUAUGACAGCUUGGCUAGUGGAGGGAAGGUGGACGGGAAACCCAGGAAGCAUCACCGCAAGUCUGCCCGCACACGCUCCCGGCAAGAGAGGACCAGCAAACCCAAACUGAGCAUGCUAAAUGUUUGCAACACUGGUGAUAAAAUGGUUGAAUGCCAGCUGGAGACACACAACCACAAAAUGGUGACCUUUAAAUUUGAUCUGGAUGGAGAUGCUCCAGAGGAAAUUGCCACUUACAUGGUAGAGAAUGGGUUUAUCUUACUGAUAGAGAAAGAGAUCUUCAUUGACCAGCUAAAGGACAUUGUGGAUAAAGCUGAAGACAUGCUGAAUGAAGACAUUGAGGGAGAAAGGGUUUCCGCCCUAAGUUGUAGUCCUGAACAAUUCCAGAUAUUUGAAGGACUGGCAGGAGAGUAUCAGCAGCCUGGAGCACAUCAGCCUGUCUACCAGCAGAACGGAAAGAGAUGGUUCAUAAUUUGCCCCGUUGAGGAGACGCCCACAUCCAGCCAGGAGACCCCGUCUGAUGGGACUGUUACACAGUCUCCAGGCAGUUCCACCACUACCCAGCCUGCUGACAGUGUCACUGCAAAACCCAGAGAAGAAGGGUCGUCGUCCACAAUGUCUGGUGGAAGUGGAGGCUUCACCUAUGACGUCUAUGGAUUCUGUAGCCCUCCGAUAAUGUCCAACACAGACCCUCUUUUCUUAGCUACCUUGUCUCCCCCUGUUUCUGCUCCCCCGACCCUUCAGUCAGUGACAUCCGGGGUGCCUGCUGGCAGCUCGGUGCAGCCCAGUGUUCAUCAUGCUCAGCCUGCCAAAGCACAAACGUUGCCCCCGUCAUCCCCACAUACGUCUUUCCCGAUUGAUGAGUCACGGGGAUCCCCUUCGGAAUCCGUCUCUCCAAUUCAUGCUACUCUGCAGAUGCCCGACAUGUCAUAUGCUGUUGCUAUGGCUGACGAAGUGCCCUGCUGCCCUCUGGUUAUGCCCUUAUCUCUGGAUGUGAGCGGUUUAAAGGUUGUGCCUCCUCUCACUCCACUUCCACUCCAGGAGCCAUGUUCAGCCAAAGAUCCUCCGUCUGUAUCGUAUGCCUCGGCCGUACGCAGCGAGCGCCCACAGCAACCUGUGGUGCUUCACCAGCCUUUUUCCAGCGUGGGAGGAACCAAAAUGUCCUCGGUACCCCAGAGCCCUGCGCCAUCCCAGCACGGCGCAGGGCAUGGUGAGUCAGAUGGUGAAGGAAGGCUUGGCCGUGGAGGCUUUGUGGACAGCACUAUAAAAACACUGGAUGAGAAGCUGAGGAACCUGCUCUACCAGGAAUAUGCUCCCAUGUAUCCAUCAGGCAGUGCUGCAGAGACCCCGGGCUCCUGCACCGAGUACAUACAGUCUCCUCCGGGUCCAGAUAGUGCCACAGGAGGGUCCGGAAACAGCACGCCGGGGCCGAUAGGGGAGGGCCGCUACAGGGUAGGAGAACAGCUACCUCAAAUUCCAGAGAGAAUGGAUAGUUUGAGCACAUUGAGUGACUCAGCUGUGUGUGCUUCCCUGUCAAGAAGACACGUUCCUCACUCCACCUCCUGCUCUGGAACAAGAGGCCGAUUUAAAAUCAUCUCUGUUCCUCCUGAAGCAGCCAACAGACGAGAUGUGAAGCAGAGGAGCUGGAGCAGCGCUGCCUCACCAGCACACCCUGUAGGGUACAGUGAGGACUGCAUCCAGGCUGAGGCCUUAGCAGAAUCCACCACAAUUGGCCGUUUCUCUGUGGUUAGCACAGAAGAUGACAUGACUCAGAGGAUGCGUUGCAGCCGAUACUCUGCCCCGCCAGAUUUUUACCUGGACACACCUCCAUCAAUGGCCAAGAGGGAAACUCUGCCUCGGGCCGUGACAUCCAACUCUGUUGCUGUGGAUGUCACGGUCCAUGCUCGUUUCCUGUCCUCAGACUCAGGGGCUGAGAGCAGUCCUGCAAAGAUGGCUCCUGCCACCCCGUCACAACAUACUCGCUCUGAGCGCAGAGGAAGUGACCUCAUGAAGAGGGCAGUGGCAUUCCUCCGUCGCUCAGGGCGCAGCAGUAGUGUGCAGAGCUCUGACUCACCAAGCAGGCAUGGAGGCAUGCACGGCUCGGCCUAUGCCAGCAGCGAUAAUGACUCAGAGAUGGAGGACUCAGACAUGAAGAGGGAACUACAGAGACUCAGGGAGAAACAUCUGAGGGAGAUCUCUGAGCUGCAGGCCAAUCAGCGGGGGGAAGUGGAAUUGCUGUAUUGCCGGCUUGGCAAAGCUCCUCCUCCUGGCCUGGGUCUUUCUCAUGAUGCACCACCUGCGGGGCGUAGGAAGAAGUCCAACAAGCACAGACUGAAGCCUGGCAAACUUCUCAGCCCUCUGGUCCAACAAUUUAGAAAUGUGACAACCAAAAGUAGUGACUCAAGCAGAACAGUUGUUGCUACAGGUACAAGUGAACCCACAGUGAGCCUAAAUGGCUCUCCAGCCAAAGGGUCUUUCCCCACUCAAGGAAGGGCUCGGUCAUGCACCAGUCACCUUCCCAGCUCAACGCCAGAGCCUGUGCAGACUCAGCAGCCCUGUUCCCUCAAGGGCUCUUUGUCUUCUGAUAAUAUUUACGGUGGUCUACAAGGAGACGGCACUGGCACACAAGCUCCACAGGGACAAGGCUGGUCUAAUAACCCCCAAACUUCAGAGAGAGUGACCUAUAAAUCGAGUAGCAAGCCACGAGCUAGAUUUCUCAGUGGGCCUGUGUCUUUGUCUAUCUGGACAACACUGAAGCGUCUGUGUCUCGGCAAAGAGCGUGGCAGCAGAUCUGGAGCUGGGCCAGGGGCUUUCAAUCCAUCCCAGCAGCCGCCUGCCGGUGCCACGCCUCCUUCUCAUCAGCCGGUGACAGGACUGGCCCAAGCUCAGGCAAAUAACAGCAACAACAAGACAGCCACAUACACUGGCUUAUCCAUGAGUGCCAAUGAAAACAACCUGUCUGAAGACUUGCAGCGGCUGAUGGAGGACUGGGCCCAGGAGGUGCUUAUCGUCACCCACAGGCCUGGCACCAACUCUCUGAGCAUCAGUGGGCAGCAGCUCUGGAAUCAGGUUAUGCACCGAACACAUGGACAGCUGACAAGUGCUUCAGACGUAUCAUGGACAGCCCCAGGUCCGGAGGCCUGCAGUGCUUCUCUGUCCUGGCCUGAUAGCCCGGGGUCAACAAUCAUUAGCAGCCCCUCCACUGGGCCCCAUGGCAGUUGUCAGCUUCGCUCUCCUGCUGCUUUCAGGGCCGUGUCCUCGCCUCUCUCUGUUAGCCAGUGGCCUGGGUUGCUCUUUCCUCUUCCUUCAGGAGCCUUUGCCUUUCCUGCUGUAUGCUCAUCCCAGGGCGUCCCCAGCCCGACUUCAGCUCCAUCAUAUCAGACGCCGGACCCCAAAGCCAGGACUCUGUAACCUAAGUAGCAUUGUGUCUUCCAACUCCGUUACCAAAAAUAAAUCUCACUAUAGUUCUAGUCAAUCUUAUGUGCAUAUACUGUAUAUAUAUAUAUUUAACCAGCAUGUAUCUAAUCAUAUGUACAUACUCAUAUUCAUUCUUGAGUUUAAAGUUAUUUAGUUAUUUCGUAUCAACAUACCUCAUGUCCAUAUUGCAGUAUAUAAUCCUUCAGUGCAGUGUAAUGGCAGUAGUACAGGUAAAGAAGCCUAAUAAAACCAAUCAGGCUGAAAAUAGUACAUUUUUGUCAUAGCUUAUUAAUGUACCUUACCACUCAUUAAAUGUAUAUAAUGAACUGUUCAUUAAUAGUAUGUUUAUAUAAAUAGUUCAUGUUUUUUUGCUCAUAUCACCUCUAUGGUUGUGUGUAUAUAUGAAUCAUUGUGAGUCUGUACAUAGCCUCUGUGUUUGUACGGAUAACAUCAGAUAAUCCAUUGCUCGGUGCUGCAGAUAUGUGUCUUAAUGCAACACCUCAUUAGCCACCAUCAUGCCGUCACUGUGAAGACUUGACAUCCUGGUCACUAGGACCGGUUGCUUUACUCUGCCCUCAGUCCAAGGGUAGGUUUCAUCCUUCAUCGAUGAAAUGCUUCCAGCACAAGCGCUUGAAAUAUCUUUAAGAGAUUUGAAUGAACUUGAAUUUUAUCUUCAGGUGGAAAAACACCUGUGAGAGUGCCUUGAAAUGAGGUUUCAGUUUUAUGAAGAGAAGCAUUUAGAUUCAAAGCAGAUACCAGAUGUUCUAUAUAUGCUUUAACCUCCAAAGGUAAUUGAUGUGAUUUGAAUAAUACAUGUGGAAUUUCACAUUUAAUUUAGCAACACAACAUAAAAAAAUACUUUUAUCUGGUCAUGUUGAGACAUCAAAUAUCACGGAUUGUAAAACUAAACCUUGUUCACUGAAGUAAUUAUUUGUGGGAUUUGCUCUACAACCUUCCACCUCCUGCAUGAAUACACUGAUAUUCUGAAUGUGUACAGGUUGAUUUGGUUUGCUUCAAGAGGAUGUUAUAAAGAGAAACUAGCAUUGAAACAAUACAACAAGGAGGGCUGAAGGACUCAACCUUGAGUCAAAGUCAUCGUCAUGCCAUACCUCUAAUGCCGUCUGUAGCUUUACAUAUGGUUGCCUUUGUAGUUUUACAGAGAUUAUUUUGUGAUUGGUUGUUGUCUGAUACAUAUUGAUGAUAUGAUGAUGUGAGAGGCUCAUGAAAAAUAUGAAUAGAUGAGAAGCCACAACUGUUUGACAUUUUAUUAUGACAAUGCAUAGGUUUUCUAGAUGAUGUUUAUCCAACGCUAGCCUCACAUGAUCUAAAUGAUCACAUUUACAUGACCACAUUUGUGAUCUAAAUGAUCACAUGAUAUAAAGCUAAUUAUGUAUAUGGCAGAAUCAACUCAAAGAUCUCCAACAAAUAUUACACUGUCAUGCUUUACAUUUUUUCAAUAGUGCAGCCUCAAUCAUCACUUUCACUUCCAAUACUUAAAGCUCUUGUAAAACUUUUAUUAGGAAAGCUACUGCUGAAGAAUACGUUUGCCUAAUUCAUUAAUGUCUCGACGUGUUAUGGCAAUACAAAGCAGAGGCAAACAUCUAUGUAGUCAAAAAGUAAGCAUAUUAAUAUUAGACAGAGUAUGGGUCAAGCUUGAGAAAUACUGAGAACUAAAUUUCCCAGAAUGCUGUUCAGUAGGACUUUUGACAUGAUAAGGGUUAUUUUGUAAUUUUUGGAAAGACAUUUCCAGAGCCACAUAAUACAAAAGUAGAAGCAGUGCUCUUUAGGAUGAAUAAGCUGCCCGACUGCAGUGCCGCUUUAAAAAACCUUCCAUGUUUGCACAGUGUGAUGAUAUCCUGUAUUUGAUCUCUUUAAUGCUUUCAAAGCAAGCUAGGUGUAUGGUUCCUUUCGCCCACUGUAUCACCUGUUUUCCAAAAUUGGUACUAUUUCACAAAAGCUGUAUAUACUUAUAUAAUAAAUUAAUAUUUGCUUGACAUCAUACAA